AUGUCGGCGCCCCAUUUCGAGGAUCCCCUGGUAGCGCCUCGCCCCCAUAAACUGCAGCCGGACCUGCCUGCGAACAUGGCUCGCAAUCUGGACGCCCAACUCGCCCACGACGCACGCAGGGGACAUUCUCCCGCCCCCAACCUCGCCCCGGGCUUCGUCAUACCGCGCGCACACAGCCGCGGUCCUAGCCCUCAAUCUCAGGGUGGAGAGUGGAGUCCCUGGGCCCCAGUAGCCGGACAGCCGCCCUAUCCCCAAGGCCCGCCCCAGCAAGCAUACCGUUCCGCGCCUCCAGUGCGCUCAGCGUCCACCUACUCGACCCACGAUCCCUCGGUUCAGCCUCAGCAACCAGCUAACACACAUGCACCCCCAUCGCUCACCGCGCCUCUUCCCACCAUCCCUAGCCUGUUCGCCCAGCUUCCGUCCGUCGAGCAGCCCAACUACGACCCGGGCUUCAAGGUCGCCUGGUGCCGCGACGUCCUCGCCCUCGUCGACCGCGCACAGCAGCUGCAUCAGCCCGACAGCAGCGCCACCGAGUUCCCCGAGGGUCCGGCCCGUAUAGAGGACCCGGAGCUGCAGCGCCUUGUCGACAUUGCCCUGCCUCUUUUGAUCCGCCUGUCGUCGACCUCUCCAGCGCAGACGCCCGCUCCCCCACACGUCUCAGAGUCUAUCUAUCUAUUGGCAACCUGCGAGGCCUCAGGCGCGUAUCCACAGCACGUCCAACGCGACCCGCGCGCUGCGUUCCGCCACUUCGAGCAGGCGGCCAAAGCCGGUCACUACACAGCCUGGUUCCGACUUGGGCGCGACUACGAAAAUUUCAACGAUGCAGAACAUGCCCGACAGUGUUUCGAGCGCGGUGUCAAACGUGGGGUGGAGAGCUGCAUCUACCGCAUGGGCAUGGCCCACCUCAUGGGGCAGCUCGGCCUCCCUGCCAAUCCCGAGGCGGCACUCCCACUCCUCCAACGCGCCGCGACGGUAGCGACGAUCGAGUGCCCCCAGCCUGCGUAUGUCUACGGCCUGCUGCUCCUCGGGGAGUUCUCGCACGUUCAAAUCCCGCCAGAGUAUUUCGCGCCCUACAUCGCGCCCGGCUCCUCACUGCCAGUGGAGGCGCGCAAGCACCUUGAGCGCGCUGCCUACCUAAACUUUGCGGCCGCGCAGUAUAAGCUCGGGCACGCAUACGAGUUCGCCAUUCCGCCGUUCCCAUUCGAUGCUCUGCUGAGCGUGCAGUACUAUUCCCUCGCGAGCCAGCAGGGCGAGGUCGAGGCGGACAUGGCGCUCAGCAAAUGGUUUCUGUGCGGCGCGGAGGGCUCAUUCGAAAAAGACGAGGGGCUUGCGCUGACCUUUGCCGAAAAGGCGGCGCGUAAGGGCCUGCCGAGCGCCGAAUUCGCAAUGGGUUACUACUCAGAGGUCGGCGUCGGUCUGCCGAAGGACAUUGAGGUCGCGCGAAAAUGGUAUAACAGGGCCGCGCAACACGGAAAUCCCGACGCCGCGGAGCGCCUGAGGGUACUUUCGGAGCCGGAGCCGAACGCGCUCUCGCGGGAACAGCAUGAGUCGCUUGCGGACACAACCAUCGUCCGCAAGCGUACGCUCGCCAGGCAACGAUCAGACGCGCGCCGCGGUGGGCCUGGUGGGCGCGCGCGUGCUGCGCCCAGUGCGAUGCAAGGAGAAGCUAUCAUGGAGGACGUUCGACGGCGCUCGCAGUCGUCUGGCCGUCAGCCUAUCGCUCCCAAUGCACCUGGUUAUGGCCCAUCGCCAGUCAUGAACCCCAGCACUUCCGCGCCACAAAUCAACGGCGGCUACCAGGGCCCUCCUCCCGGACAGUACCCCGCAAGCGCAUCGCAGCCGCAUAUGCAUGCCGCAGGUGCUGCGGGAGCGCCGCCGCAACGCGCGUUCGCCAAUGCACCACGGUACAGCCUCAUCGAUCCCGGCUCACGCCCCAUGUCCCCAUCAAGCAGGCCUGGGACUGCAGGCUCCGGGGCACCGCGCACGCCCACCAGGCAGGCAUCUGGGCCAGGGCCUGGCGUGUCGCCAGCCGGCGAGCCGGAACCACCAUCUGGACCUAAGGCACGCCCUGCGCAGACGUUUGAGGAGAUGGGCAUCACCUCAGGGAAGCUGCAAGAAAAAGAGUGUGUCAUAAUGUGA
Postia placenta MAD-698-R-SB12 is the source of this 2139-nucleotide messenger RNA. RefSeq lists its product as hypothetical. The record is from RefSeq and is a predicted model, not a curated record. Gene Ontology annotation, molecular function: protein binding. The transcript has 4 exons. The coding region runs from base 1 to 2139 and encodes 712 amino acids. Lineage: Eukaryota; Fungi; Basidiomycota; Agaricomycetes; Polyporales; Adustoporiaceae.